UACCCUACCUUCUACGCAUCCCACAAUGGGCGGUUUAAAUCUCGAAGUUUUCAAGUUCGGCAUGUACGUCAUGUUCCCGAUCGGCAUCAUGUACUACUUCGGCACGAACCUCGACGAGCGCUUCGCCGUGCCCGACUUCUGGCCCAAACCCGAGCAGGCGAACAAGGUGCCCAUGGACAGGGACGAGAUCCACGCCGAGCUGCAGCGGUUGCGAGCGCGCCGGCUGUAUAUUAGGGACAAGAGGCUCGAGAACGAGGCGCGACAGGCGCAGCAGCCUUCGGGCGAGGAUCAGGAGUAGUAGGCGAGGGGCCUCAGUACGGGCAACAUAAGAGGUACCUAACCUUAGGUAGAUACAUGGCAUUGGCUUUGACGGCGUUUCGAGGGAAGGACGGAAUAAAACAGGCAUUAGAACAUAAUCAUGAUCGCGCAGCUAUUGAAUGUUUUGAACUUUUCGACUUAGCUCUCGAACACUGAACGACAUCUCCGCUCUCUGAAAAAAUGAAGGAAAUCGAAUGGAGACAAGUUCCAUAUUACAUACAUACCUUAGACCUAAGGUACCUUACCUACGUAUCUACCUAGGCACAUAUUGUACACAUAUUGUACACAUAUUGUACAAAUAUAUUACAGAUUACCUACGUAUCGAGAUUGUCUUCUAUGGUGUCCCAAACCCCAUUGCUU
Messenger RNA from Daldinia caldariorum, 678 nucleotides. RefSeq lists its product as uncharacterized. Gene Ontology annotation, biological process: mitochondrial respiratory chain complex IV assembly. The transcript is spliced from 2 exons. Lineage: Eukaryota; Fungi; Ascomycota; Sordariomycetes; Xylariales; Hypoxylaceae. Bases 26 to 298 code for a protein of 90 amino acids. Gene Ontology annotation, cellular component: mitochondrion; mitochondrial inner membrane. The record is from RefSeq and is a predicted model, not a curated record.